AUGUCCACUCAAGCUUCCUCUUCUUCAUCUUCACAUAAUGUUGUCGGUGUUCACUAUCGAGUCGGCAAAAAGAUUGGCGAAGGCAGCUUUGGUAUUAUUUAUGAAGGUACCAAUCUACUCAACAAUCAGCAAGUGGCCAUCAAAUUCGAACCUAGAAAAAGCGACGCUCCUCAGUUGAGAGACGAAUACAGAACUUAUAAGAUCAUGGCUGGCUCCACUGGCAUUCCUACAGCAUACUAUUUUGGCCAAGAAGGACUCCACAACAUCCUUGUCAUCGAUCUCUUGGGACCCAGCUUGGAGGAUAUGUUUGAUGUGUGCGGUCGAAGAUUCUCGACAAAAACCGUAGCCAUGCUUGCAAAACAAAUGAUCACUCGAGUGCAAACGAUCCACGAGAAAAAUCUUAUCUAUCGCGAUAUCAAGCCUGAUAAUUUCCUCAUUGGCAAGCCCAAUACCCAGUUAGCCAACAACAUCUUUAUGGUGGACUUUGGCAUGGCCAAACUGUACCGAGAUCCCAAAACCAAGCAACACAUCCCCUACAGAGAACGUAAAAGUUUGUCCGGAACUGCACGCUACAUGAGCAUCAACACGCAUUUGGGAAGAGAACAAUCAAGACGUGAUGAUUUAGAAGCUUUGGGCCAUGUAUUCAUGUACUUUUUGCGAGGUUCUUUACCCUGGCAAGGACUCAAAGCAGCCACCAAUAAGCAAAAGUACGAAAAAAUUGGUGAAAAGAAGCAAAGUACUGCCAUCAAAGAUCUUUGCGAUAGAUAUCCAGAGGAAUUUGGCAUCUAUCUUCAGUAUGUUCGUAAACUGGGAUUCGAGGAAACUCCAGACUAUGAUUUCCUUCGUGAACUUUUUUCAAAGGUCAUCAAAAAUCUCGGUGAAGAAGACGACGGCGUCUACGAUUGGAUGUUGCUCAACAAUGGCAAAGGAUGGGAGGUGCGAUUUUUAUUUUAUUUUUUUGACUACCUAUACAAAUGGCUGCUUAUCUGA
Messenger RNA from Radiomyces spectabilis, 990 nucleotides. Its product is annotated as kinase-like domain-containing protein. NCBI's taxonomy places the organism in Eukaryota, Fungi, Mucoromycota, Mucoromycetes, Mucorales, Radiomycetaceae. The transcript has 6 exons. Gene Ontology annotation, biological process: endocytosis; peptidyl-serine phosphorylation; signal transduction. The coding region runs from base 1 to 990 and encodes 329 amino acids. Gene Ontology annotation, cellular component: nucleus; cytoplasm. Gene Ontology annotation, molecular function: protein serine/threonine kinase activity; ATP binding. The record is from RefSeq and is a predicted model, not a curated record.